AAGCAUCACGACUGCAAAGAUGGCAUCGGCUUUCCACGUGUUCUUCCUCCUUUGUGGGAUCAGUGGAUUGGUGGCUGGAUCUUGGUAUGAGAGAACAGUGAGAGUUCCUUCAUGUCCAAAGAAUUUUACUCGAGUAGAUGACCGCUGCUUCCGUUUUAUACACGAAGAGAGGACUUUUGAGGAUGCAGAGUUAGUCUGCAACGCUCUUGGAGGGAAUCUGGCAUCUGUCAUAAGCGCUGUGGAAAAUGAAAUCAUUCUAGAGCUGGCCAGAUCUGAUCCGCCGCAACUUACCUGGAUUGGAUACAAUGACAUAGCCAUGGACACAACCUUUGUGUGGACGGACGGCACAGACCCAGGAUUUACUAACUGGGAGACUGUUGCACCUGUUAAUGCUACUGAGAACUGCGUGUUGAUAAACGGCAAUGGUGACUUCUGGGACGAUGAAGAAUGCGGGGAAGACCAUUACUUCGUUUGUGUGGCGUGUCCCCAUUAGGCCAGCCAUGGUGAACUCUGGAACAAUAAGGGACUGAGGAACUAUAAGAUGUCAGUGGUGUCUUUGUGUUUCUGGAUUUCCAACAAAGUCUUUUCUUCUUCUGCAACACUGUUAAGUUGUUAUUGAUUGCUACUAGUCAAACACAUUUGGAAUCUUACAUCCCUCUAAUAAAUGAAGGAAU
This is a messenger RNA of Dunckerocampus dactyliophorus (ringed pipefish), 674 nucleotides long. Its product is annotated as alpha-N-acetylgalactosamine-specific lectin-like. Bases 20 to 493 code for a protein of 157 amino acids. Gene Ontology annotation, molecular function: signaling receptor activity. NCBI's taxonomy places the organism in Eukaryota, Metazoa, Chordata, Actinopteri, Syngnathiformes, Syngnathidae. The transcript has 7 exons. The record is from RefSeq and is a predicted model, not a curated record.